Messenger RNA from Solenopsis invicta (red fire ant), 967 nucleotides. RefSeq names its product THAP domain-containing protein 1. NCBI's taxonomy places the organism in Eukaryota, Metazoa, Arthropoda, Insecta, Hymenoptera, Formicidae. The coding region runs from base 135 to 869 and encodes 244 amino acids. The record is from RefSeq and is a predicted model, not a curated record. The transcript has 3 exons.
UUGAAUGGCUUGAACUUCAAGCCUCGAAGAAUACUUUAUAAUAGCAACUAACGUCGUCACUGACAUACUGGUUAUGUCGGUCAUAUCGAUAAAUACGUUUUUAAGUGAAUAAAAUAUCAAAUUAAAACGACAAAAUGGUCGCUUAUUGUUUCGUUGAAGGAUGUACAUCAAGUAAUUAUAAAAAAAUUACUGAAAAAAAUAAAUCUACGAUACCUAUGUAUGGAUUUCCCAGUGAUAAAGAACUUAAAGAAAAAUGGAUAAAUGCAUUGCUCAUUUUAAACAAACAAAGUAAUGCUACAAAGCCAUCAAAAUACAGUAAAAUCUGUAUCAAACAUUUUACAAAGGAUCAAAUUGAACAAAUUGGAUUGCAGCAGAGUACUCGUUUGAAAAGAAAUGCUGUUCCAAGUAUAUUUCCCAAUGCAGAACAAAAUGAAAACAUAUCUGAAAAUGGAGACAAUUUAGAUUACAAAAUCAAAAUUGAGGAAGCUGAAUUAAAUGACCCUUAUUAUUCAGUCUCAAUUAUUCAAAAUUUAAAUAAAAAUUCAAUUGAAUGCAGUAAAACUACUGAAAUUAAUUUAAAUGAGUUGCAAGAAAAUAUUAAAAAAGAACCUGUAGAUCAUCAGUUCAAUGAAGAAAAUGAUGCAUCCUCUUCCAAUAUGCAUGUUAAAGAAUGCAUUGUGGAUCAAAGUACUAAAAUAUUUACUAAGAAGAUUAGAUAUCCUGGAGAUAUUACGGAUACGCUAAUAGAAAAUAUGUCUCGAAAUGAAUUGAUAGACAUUAUUAAAAUGUUGAGAGAAGUAAUAAAAAAGAAAAAAAUGCUUAUAAAGAGUUUGCAAACUCAACUUUUCCGUAAAAAUAAAAAAAAAUAGACAAUUUAAGCAUAUUAUUAGAAAAUUUGAAGAAAAAUGUACUCUUCCUUCUAAUUGUAAUACAUUGCAGAUAAAUAAAUUUAAGUUUAUAAUAUAUA